Pestalotiopsis fici W106-1 is the source of this 1113-nucleotide messenger RNA. RefSeq lists its product as uncharacterized. Lineage: Eukaryota; Fungi; Ascomycota; Sordariomycetes; Amphisphaeriales; Sporocadaceae. The record is from RefSeq and is a predicted model, not a curated record. Gene Ontology annotation, molecular function: L-pipecolate oxidase activity; proline dehydrogenase activity; sarcosine oxidase activity. Bases 1 to 1113 code for a protein of 370 amino acids. The transcript has a single exon.
AUGACAACCAGAAAACCAGCCAGCAAAGAUGGGCAUGUUCUCAUCAUCGGAGCGGGAGUGUUUGGGCUCACAACUGCUCUGGAACUGAAAAAGCGCGACUAUGCUCAUGUUACGGUUUUAGAUCGUCAUCUCCCGCCAGUUCUUGAUGGGAGUAGUGUCGAUAUUUCGCGAGUAAUCCGCACCGACUACGCGGAUCCUCUCUACGGACAAAUGGCGAGAGAAGCGUAUGACGGCUGGAUGGGCGAGUUCAAAAAUUACUACCAUCACUCGGGCUUUGUGAUGCUCGCGAAUCAGCCUGGGCAUGCAUACCUCGAAAAGAGCAAAGAGCUCAACGAAGCCUUGGGGCAACCACUAGACGUAUUUAACCAAGCUAGCGAUGUUCUUCAACUUUACCCAAAUAUUCAGGCCAACUUGAGGGGACUCAAGGCAUACCAUAACCACAAGGGAGGGUGGGCGGACGCUAGCGCCAGUAUUCGUCACUUGAGCUUGGAAUGCAGUCGCCUUGGUGUUUCUUUCAUUACGGGUUCUCGAGGGACUGUUGUGUCUCUCAAAUAUGCUGGAAAGCGUGUAGUCGGCGUCAAUGUUGCACAUGGUGAUCCGAUCCGGGCAUCACAGGUCAUCAUUGCAGCUGGUGCCUGGUCAAACACCUUGAUUCCCAUAACUCAUGCGACAACUGCGUCUGGCCAGCCUGUGGGAUUCAUUCAAUUGACGAGCAAAGAGUCAGACGAGUUGAAAGACACACCAGUCAUAAUUAACCUCAGUACCGGCAUGUUCUGCUUCCCUCCGACCCCUCAGAGUAACAUUCUCAAGCUUGCUCGACACGGUUAUGGCUGGGCUACACAACAGGAAGGAGGUGCAGAUGAAUCAGGAAGGUCUCAAUUGGUGUCAGCCCCUAAGCGCGAUGGAAACAAUGUGGACGCCUCAUACCUCCCGGUAGAUGCCGAAGAGGCUCUACGUGAGGGACUCCGGCAGCUGCUGCCUAAAUUUGCGAACCAUCCAUGGAUGAACCGUCGAUUAUGCUGGUACUCGGAUACUCGACAAGGUGAUUUCAUCAUUGACCACCAUCCUCGAAUUGAGGGCUUGUUCCUAGCUACUGGUGGUGCGGGACAGUAA